ACAAGGUCUGGCGAGCCCUAAGGUAUGGCAGUAUAGGGAUAAUAAUAAUAAUGAUAAGAAUAAUAAUGAUAAGAAUAAUAAUGAUAAGAAUAAUAAUGAGAAUAAUAAUAAGUAUAAAAAGAAUUGUAACGGGCUGGGCCCGAUAUGAGCCUCGGCGACUCUCGGCCAACACCAAGACCCCUGAUGAAGCUAUUCCCACUCGCCCCACAGCACACCGAACCUUCUAGCAACGCGCUCAGACCAGCGCGCCUACGAGGGCAAGUAUGCUUGCGAGCUACCAGAGUCUGUCGUCUCUCCUUUCCUUCUCCAAGUUCAGUGUACUCGUAGAGUCGUCAUCAGCUAGUUGCAAUAUACUACCUGAG
Parathielavia appendiculata is the source of this 362-nucleotide messenger RNA. RefSeq lists its product as uncharacterized. Bases 145 to 327 code for a protein of 60 amino acids. The transcript has a single exon. Lineage: Eukaryota; Fungi; Ascomycota; Sordariomycetes; Sordariales; Chaetomiaceae. The record is from RefSeq and is a predicted model, not a curated record.